AUGCCGAGCAAACAACGCACUUUCGAAUUGGUGGAUGCGCCAAAAGUCCAUCGACCAAUGACCAGUAAGCAAGCAAAAAAAGCAUACCAAAAAGCAAAUCGAACGCCACGGAUAACGAAAGCGGAACAAAAGCGACGAGAUGCCGAAGAACUGGCGAAGCAUAGGAAAGCAUAUGAAAAGGAACAAGCAGCUGCGAAAGCAAAAGCGGCGAGAGAUAAAAAAGCUGCAAAGGCAUUAGAGCAGAAAGAAGAAAGGAAGAGACAGGGGAUACCGGAACCCAGCAGACAUGUCCGCCCAAGUCAGUCGAGGAUUUCUUUAUUUUUGAAGCAGGGGACCAAGAGAUUCCAGGAGACGUCGAAUACAGGUGAAGAAUCUGAGGGUACUGUGUGCGACGAUUUGGAUGACGAACCGCCAGCGAAACGAGUUGCGCAUGAUAUUUUCGAGGAGGACGAGGACGAAGACGAGGACGAGGAUAAGGAUGAAAAUGAGUAUAAAGUCUUGUCGAGACAAAUUACGCGUCGCAAUCUCGAGUACAAAGAUGAAACCCAGAAGGAGCACCUCGCAAACAAAAAGAGUGAUGAGGAUAUAGUCAUUUCGAGGUCACCAAUGCUACCAGAAGAUUCCGAGGACGAAUUUGGGGAUUUUCCGCCCUUGUCAGAAAACGAUAUUUCGUUAUUGGACACUAGUUCUAUGCAUUCCACUCCAGUAAAUGCGAACCUAGGUAGGGCUAGAUCUGCGGGUCUAACAAGACCCCCGUUUCAUAAACCUACCACCCCGUUCAAUGAUGAGCAAGAGUUACCACGGAUGAAGAAUUUUGAAAGGGAACAAAUUUCCCCCGAUGACGCAUUUGAGUUGGAGAAUUUACUUGAUUCUCAAAUCCGUUCUGAAGCAGCAGAUGCAGCUUGCAAGUCGGAUAGUAAACAAGCAGUAUCAAUUGACAAAGAGAUCUGCAGAGAGAACAUAAAAUCGAUAACUCCUACGUCAAACAGGCUUGUAAAGGAUUUUGCGGAGGAAAGAGAACUUCUUUGGCAUGCGCCUAUUCAUGGUAGAAAUAAAUCAAUUUCCCAAUCCGCACAUAUAAGAUCACCAUUACGUCUUCCCAGGGCUUCAGCCACAAAAGUGACGCAUGAAAAGCAAAAUAGCUCACACUCACGCAGAGUAUCUCAUGAUCGUCUACAAGGUCCUCUAUCUGAUAUGACUGGCGAUAAAUCUUCGAUACCAGGGACAAAUACACGCCGCGAUUCCAGGCCGUCAAAUAGAAACCUACCUCCCGCAAAGAAAUUACUGGAUGUUGCUCCAGCUAUGUCAAAGUCUGCUACUGCCAUUGCAUCUGAGAGUUCGAUCUCUCGAAUAACCGAUUUGGGUCAGAAGGCUUCGCGAGAGGGAUCCGUUCACUCUCUUGUGCCCAAAUCUCAUCAGGUUAAACCAGAACCGGUUCAAAAACCCCCUGUUCAAGCCCCUGUUUCCAAUUGCUAUAUACGCCCCGCACUCCAGGAAAAAUCUAUCAACAUGGGUCCCCCAGCUCUUCCCCAGAAAAGCAAACUUGGAACGACGCUUGUUCCUCCAGUCAAUACCAGGAAAAUAUCUGACAAUUAUAGUCUUCCACCUUCCACACAAGCAUUUCUUGAAUCUCAUCUUGAUGACUUUUUUCCUAGUGCAACUCAAGAAGCUAGAGAACUAUGUGAAGAACCCACUGCACCUCUGCCUUUUACAGGCUUAGAAGGAAAUUCUGCACACCAACGCCGCGAAGAAAAACAAGGAUAUUCAAAGGAUAGUGUUCCUACAACUGCUGAUGAUGAAUUUGGAGGCAUAUUAUCUACGCAGGAACUCAAAAUGUUUUCGCAGGAUUGGGAAAUGUCUGAUUCAACGCCCCAAAAAGGAAAUGAAAGGGAAAACACCGUUGGAUCUCACAAAGAGAUAUCGGUAGGAAUAGAAGACCUACAAAGGUUCAUUUGCAGCCAAGAUUCAAUUUUUUCCAGUCAAGAACUUGCCGGACUGGAGAAUGUGUCAAAACCCAAAUCACCGAUGGCAAGCCCAUCACGGCUGUCACAAGCUCAAGUAUCCAUUCUCAACCACCCGCAAGGUCGAUCAGCAAGAAUGCAAAGCCAGUCAGCUGAGUCGAGUACUCCACAAAUUGAUCCAGAAAUGGAACUUACGCCAAAACCAAAAAGAUCACCUUGGUUCAAGGAGAAACCCGAAGACAAAUUUAGUAAAAAAAGAUUUUUCACCGAGAAACCAGAAGAUUUGGAGGCUGCUGCUUUAGCGGAGAGUAAGAAAGCAUGGGAUGAAAUCAAAGAGGCGACUUCAUCCAAUAGACAUAACUUUGAUGAUGACCUUGAGCCCGAAGUAGAUGAACAGUUUAAAGCUGCGCUUGCUGAAAGUAAGGAGUGGGAUGAGGUAUACAAAGCGGUUCUUCCCACGCCUACACAAGGAAAGUCUAGUGAGAGGAGCAGAUAUGAGACGGAUAUUGAGGAGGCAGAAUUGCAAACACCAUCACGAAUAAUAGACAUGCAGAAGGGAGCGAGUGCCAUAAUGAACGAGACACAACAGUUUAAAAGGGCAGCUAGUGUUGCUAGUACCGAUUAUGGUGAUGGAGAGGUUUCCGAUUGGGACGGGGUGUUAGAUGGGCUUUGA
Botrytis byssoidea is the source of this 2634-nucleotide messenger RNA. RefSeq lists its product as uncharacterized. The transcript has a single exon. Bases 1 to 2634 code for a protein of 877 amino acids. NCBI's taxonomy places the organism in Eukaryota, Fungi, Ascomycota, Leotiomycetes, Helotiales, Sclerotiniaceae. The record is from RefSeq and is a predicted model, not a curated record.